GUGGUGAUCAUGACAUGGUAAGGUCUGGUAAUGAUGACAGUGGUGAUCAUGACAUGGUAAUGAUGACAGUAGUGGUCAUGACGUGGUAAGGUCUGCUAAUGAUGACAGUGGUGAUCAUGACAUGGUAAUGAUGACAGUAGUGGUCAUGAUGUGGUAAGGUCUGGUAAUGAUGACAGUGGUGAUCAUGACAUGGUAAUGAUGACAGUGGUGAUGGUCAUGAUAUCAUAUGAUAGUGUGGUGAUCAUGACAUGGUAAUGACAACAAUGGUAAUCAUGAGUCUCACGACAUGGUACAAUGACAGUGGUGCAUGAUGGUGGUGGUCAUGACAUGAUAAUAGUGGUGUGAUGGUGACAGUGAUGAUGAUAAAUUAAUGAUGACAGUGGUGGUGGUGCCAACUACUGUACGAUGGUGAUUUUUCCUUUCUUUCCUUGUUCCCCAAAAAGAUUUCACCAUGAUGGUAAAGAUGGUGGUAGUGAUAGUAGUGAUGGUAAUAAAGGCGAUAAUCGCUGUUAAAUUAAUAUAUUAUAACAAUAUAUAAACAUAGAUAUCAAUUCAAUUUAGUAUUAAUUUACCGUAACUUGAGACAAUCCAUCAUCUUUAUUCGAAGCAUCACAACAAAUAAAUUCUCUUAUAACUCCUAAAUCUUUCUCAUACUUCAAAACAUCCUUGCAAUCUGAUACCAACGACACACUAACAGUACUUUGCUCUCCAUGCCAUGAAUUUGAACCAGUAAUAUGCACCCCAAAAUUUCCACUAAAAACUCUUAAAUAUCCAAAAUUAUUUACUUUUUGAGACCAUAGGGGGAUAACCGAACAAUUCGGUACAUUCUGUACAAGCGUAGAGCUUAAAUAACGUAGAGAAUAGCCUAAAUUGUUUAAAGAAAGUUUAAGAAUUUGGGUUCUAUUUUUAAAACGUGCCGCCAUUUUGUCGGGGCGACAAAGUUGGAGGCUUGGACGCUAGUCGAAAAUUCAAGAUGGCGGAUCCUCAGCUAGAUCAAGAUUUAAGAAAGGUUCAUUUUCAAUUUAAAAAUUUAGCAUUUUUAUUUUAAUUACCUCCACUAAUGGAGGUAAUUAAAAUACAGGACCUAAUGUUCUCUUCUGGGCAGGAAUCGGUGUACAUACUCUAAUAUUUUAUUAAUUAUAGGCCUUUCAAGAUCUACAACAAUUGAUGCAAGAAUCGACCCAAAAAAUAAAGAUAUCAGAAGUUCAAAUUGAGCAUCUGAGAGGCGCCAUAACUCGAGCAAGACUGACCGAAAAAGAACUGGAUGUUUUGCCACCCGAGACCCGAACGUACGAGUCUGUUGGACGAAUGUAAGACCUUUUAUAUAUGUUGUUUGAUAUUAAUAGUGGUAUUUAAAUUGCCUAAUUGGUAUCUGAUUUGCUUUUUGUUUUGUGACGAAUUACCAAUUUAGGUUCUUAUAUCAGCCAAUCAAAACAGUCCAAGAAAAUCUGCAAGAAAAAAUAAGAGUAACGGAUUCCAAAGUGAAGACAAUUGAGGUACAAUAAUGGUCAAACGGGGAUCGACAUGAGAGUUGGCAAGCGAGAGUUUUUUUUGCAUGAGAGCUUUUUAACUCCAGUCAAAUGAAAACAAGAGUUGCAUGAGACGUGACUGGACAGCGUUCGUAGUGGUCUUUAAAUUUGAAUGCAGGUCUUUAAGGUCUUUGAAAAGUCUUUGAAUUGUGUGAAAAAGCGAAGAAAGUCUUUAAAAGUCUUGAAAAUUCUUUAGUGAGUAUUUGAUUAUACAUUUUCCUAGCUAAUAAAAUAGAUUGAUUGAAGAGCAAGCAAGGUUUUCGCAAAUAUCGACGAAAAGGUACAUUUUUAGAUGUGAUGUGGCGGGACUUACACACUCGCAAUUUUUCGACAGCUGAUUGCUCUCAAAGGUCUUUGAAAAGUCUUUGAAAAUAGGCAGAAAAAAUCUUUGAAAGUCUUUGAAUAUUUUUGGUCUUGGAGACUACGAACCCUGCUGGAUAUUAUCACGUGUAGCAAAUAUUCUCCGUCACUAGCUUAGUAGUUCUCGUCAAAAUUUGAACCCGCGAGUUUAUCACCGAUUAGAUAAUCUAUGUCUAUGAUGUACAUUGCGAUGAUUGAAGAUUAAUCUCAUGAAUGUUUUUCUCAAUUUAGGGGAAUAAAGAACAUUUGGAGAACAAGAUUAAAGAACAUGAAAAUAAUAUAAGAGAAAUGUUAACUGCCAGGCAUAAAUAAACUAUUUCAACAUGAAAUGUUUGUGUCUUUUUAUUUCCUUUCUGUAAAGGUCAAUUUGCACUACACAAUUAAGUUUUGCCUACAAAUGUGGCACCCUCCAUGGAAGAGCCUCAAGCUUGUAACCUGGUCAUUUCUAGGGCCCUUCUAGGGCUGCACCAGAUAGAACUUUUUGCUAUCCGGCUGGAUUUCAGUAUGUUUGAUAGUUAUCAGUAUAUCACUAUGAUAGAUUUCACUAUGUUGGACAGCAUCCGGCCGGACACUGUUGAUAUAAGAUUUAGACAUUAAUUUAAGAUAAAUAAUUAUUUUAAUUGGUUAUAAAAUGAGGGUGUUUAUAAUACUUUGACUUGAAAAAAAACCUUGAAAUCAUACGAAACUGUAGAGCACAAGUUUCAUUGAGGACCACGCAUGAACAACUGAUUGCUCUAUAACCUGGAGUGGAUCACGACGGUAAUACUAUUGUUUAGUUGCUCACAUUUACUGCUUUUAUCAAUGUCACCAUUUGAGUGUCCUGGCCAAGUCUGGGAAGAUUGUAGAUUCAAAAAUAAGGCGUGGGCGUAAUCAAGCUGCUGCAGUUUGUUACUUUGUCACAAUCUCGUACCCAGAGUAUGCCCGUUCACCUAACCUGCGAACGGGCAUACUCUGGGCAAGAGAUUGACUUUGUCAUUGCUGCACUGAGUUGCAAGGCGGGGAUGCAGUCUUAGUUCCCAUACAGUUUAUGUCUGAGCUACCUGAAAACGAUUGAACACAUUUCGACGAAUCAAACGAAGAGUCUUCGUGAAGACGCUGGUAUAGUUUAGAUAAAGUGAACCUCCAACCUUUAAGAAAAGUUAGAAUCUAGCAGUAACAGUAACUAGCCAUGGCAACUGUAGUCAUGCUACGCUAAUAAACCUACAUCUAAAUAGUUGAAGACAAUACAUUUCCAAAGCAAUAAUAAUUAAACAAAUAGUGCAAAUCACUACCUAAAACU
Messenger RNA from Paramuricea clavata, 3168 nucleotides. NCBI's taxonomy places the organism in Eukaryota, Metazoa, Cnidaria, Anthozoa, Malacalcyonacea, Plexauridae. The record is from the annotation of a GenBank genome assembly.